GCAGCGUCUACGCUUCAGUCGGCUUCGUUCCCCGUCUCGAUGCGGUUUGUGUUUUCUGAUUGGAUUUAAUAGUGUACGGUGUCUAAAAGUGGAUAUAAUUAUCGAUAUAUGUAUGUGUGUAGCAAACAAAAACAAAUGUCAAUUAGAAUUUGACCAAGGCUUAAUGCCGCCCAAGAAAGUUAAUACGAAAAAUAUUUUAUUUUUCCAUAGUACAAGUGACAAAGCCAAAAAAUUGUUUUGAAAAAGUUGGGCAAUAAGUUGAAUUGUGUAAUUUUAGAAACGUCUGGUGCACAACGUUUUCGAGUGUAGCGUUAAAAGAGCGGACACAGACGAAAUUGCAGAGUAAGAGCGUGCACCUAGUGGGAGCAGCGCACGAUACUAGAUCCAUUUUCAAAUACUUACUUAUAUCAACUACGCCCCUUGCCGCACGCAUCUACGAAAUAUACGAUGUAGCAUCGGUGGCAAUAAUAAACGGCUGUCAAAUCCACUAAAGAAAUAUAUAAUAUGUAUACGAUUGUUUACAUACAUGCUAUGUAAAUACCUUAAAAGCCGUCACGCUGUCGGCAUACUUUCAAUUAAAGAAAACCGUACGGGUUGUACUUUUGUGAAACGUUUUUAACGGAAAGGCACACCAAAUGACUGCCAUCGACAAAGUAUAAUCGUGAAGUGUAAAAAGUGAAACGUUAAGUCUGUAAAAUACAUAUAUUUACGUACGUGACACAACAUAUAAAUUUUAGUUAAGCUGCUUUCCUUAACAGCGUCCGGCAAAGUUAUAGCAUAUCCAUCUGUACAUAACAACCUACUCAAACGAACGAAAGUGAAAAUCUACAAAUUAAUGCUGCAUAUUCAACGGAAGCAGUAACUAUUUCUACGAAAGGUGCGCACUCCACAUAUAAAGCUCAAAAAUGGUGAUAAGCAAUCCGGAUGCACUGGCCGCCGCCGCCGCUACCAACAAUACUGCUGGCGAAGCGGUUGACUUGGCACAUCCAUCGGGUAUACCACGUGAUAGAAUCGAUAAUAUAAUGAGCGGUAUAGCAAAUACGGGCGAUGUGAAAAUGAAUAACCACCGAAAGAAGCUGCGUCAGAGAUUCGAUAUUAUUAAAAAAUUAGGUCAGGGCACAUAUGGCAAAGUGCAAUUAGGUAUAAAUAAGGAAACCGGCCAGGAGGUGGCAAUAAAAACCAUAAAAAAGUGCAAAAUAGAAGCUGAGGCGGAUUUGGUGCGUAUUCGUCGGGAGGUGCAAAUUAUGAGCUCAGUGCAGCAUCCCAAUAUCAUACACAUUUAUGAAGUAUUCGAGAACCGUGAGAAGAUGGUGUUAGUUAUGGAAUUCGCCGCAGGCGGUGAACUGUAUGACUAUCUCUCGGAACGUAAGGUGCUAAAUGAAGAAGAGGCGCGACGCAUAUUCCGCCAGGUGGCUACGGCUGUAUACUAUUGUCAUAAGCACAAAAUUUGUCACCGCGAUUUGAAGCUGGAAAAUAUACUGCUCGAUGAGCAUGGCAAUGCGAAGAUCGCCGAUUUUGGUCUCUCGAAUGUGUUCGAUGAACAAAACUUACUAUCCACAUUUUGCGGCUCGCCGCUUUACGCCUCCCCCGAAAUUGUUGAAGGUACUCCCUACCAAGGUCCAGAAGUCGACUGCUGGUCCCUUGGUGUUCUCCUCUACACUCUAGUCUAUGGAUCAAUGCCAUUUGAUGGUUCCAACUUUAAAAGACUUGUUAAACAAAUCAGUCAAGGUGAUUACUAUGAGCCAAAGAAACCAUCGCGUGCCUCAACGCUCAUACGUGACAUGUUGACUGUGAGUCCGCGCAAACGUGCCACCAUCGAACAGAUCUGCGCCCAUUGGUGGGUCAAUGAAAAUGAUAACGUCUCAUGUCUGGACUUGGCUGAAGAGCUAGCAACACAAACACCGGUACGUUUGGAUGUGUUGUUGUCAUUGACACCGGCCGCUGUGACGGCCGAUCAAUUGGUUGUGCCAUCCGCUGAUGCGGGUAAAGGAGAUCGUGUGCCACGAAGUCACUCGGUGGGAUCGAUCCGUGAUAUGGGCGGCAAUACGGAAGCGGAACGCAGAAUAUUGGACAUGGUAGCUGCUGGCGGCGAGGCAGCACUCAUGCCAUCACCAACACGCACAAUCACACCUACGCAGAGCCCAGUGCAGAGUAAACGUAAACUCGAGACUACAGUCUCCACGGAGAACGCACACGGUGCGGCGCUCAAAAAGAAGGAUAAACUCGGCAGCAGUUCAAUGGUACUCGGAGAGUCCAACGUGCCAUUAUCGCAAGAAAUACCCAUGGAGACGGAGGAAGAUGAGGCGGCCGAGCAAGAUAUUGACGAGGAGCUAAUUACAUCGGCCGGAGCUAAUAAAAUGCCAUCAAGCAGCUUUUCCCAAAGAGAUAUGGAAAAGGUGGGUGAUCUAUGCGAACAAUUGAUUAAGGACGAGUCGAAAUCGGCGAUCGCUGCACCACUGACUGAAGUUAACACCUCUGUGACACCUACACACGGCGGACUGCCGCGUCAAAAAACGAUCAGCAAGCUAGAGUCGCUAGAAGAGGCGCCCGAGGAAAAGGACGCAACCAAAGUUAUUAAAAAAUUCGUCAAUAAGCGCAAAACUGCUGAUCUGGUCAACGCCAUCGGUCAGAUAACACCGACAGCUGAGAAAAUCAACGAGCAGUCUACGCCCACAUUGGCUACAACAACAACUAGUAAUGCCAAAGGCGCAAUUGUCAAACCAGCAACCGGUGCGGCAGUCGCUAAUAACGCCACUCCAGCGCCCUUCGUGCGCAAAUGCAGUUUACAGGAUGAAGGUUCCUUGAGUAAAUUUAACGCCGACCGACGAAAGUCACGUGUGCUUGAAACCACCGAAAAGUUACAGCAAAUGAACACCGUCAACUCUACCGGUGGAGGCAGUGAGAAACCGAAGAAGUUUAGCAUACCCGGCGUGAGCGUUGGCAGCUUCAAGAAAGAAUUUGAACGUAAAGCCACAAAUCCGCCAGUACAGCAAGGGCCUACUCCGGGUGAGUUACGUGCAAUGGAGGAGGUUGCGGCUGCGGCCGCUGCCGCCCAAGAAUUGGAGGGAGAAGUUCAAUCGCCAACAGCCGACAGCGCGCAGCAGCCCACAGGUCAUAUUGAGGCAAGCGAUUCAAAGAACUCCGUCGCUUCGUUGUCUCUAGAAGAUGCGCGUCGCUCCAUGGAGAACUCAAUUGCAUUGCUCCGCCAGGCGCAAAGCGAAUCCUCGAAAGAGGUGGAUCAGCUGUGCGCGCAAACAGAGAAUAUCGAAGUCAGCGAGGCCAGCAGUCCAAUAGUGAUAGCUGAACGCGAGCGGAAGUUAAAAAAUGCGCGCGCCAUCAUCGGAAAUGCCAUACAGCCAGUUAUACGCAGGCCACCAUCACAACCAUCCUUUGGCAACGGCGGCGGGGGCUACGGUCAAAUGCGUGCAGCCAGUGGCGGUUUUAUUGGUUUUGGCAGCAGUGGCAGCGGCAGCGGCAGCAUGAACGGCUUGGGUGGCGACAGCGGCUGUGGCUCCUUGGGCGUCCACGCUCCAUUUGGCGGCGGAAGCGCCGGUGGCUUUGGCUGCGGCGUCGUUGGCAGCCAUGCAGCACUGCCGCAAAUGUUGGCGAAUAAUAAGAGCGCCGCUCCUCAGACACCGCCGCCUCUGUUGACAUCGAAAGCAAAUACAAAUGCGAAGGCAAAUUCAAAAUCGAACGCGAAUGUAAAUGCAAACGUUGCCCUCGCCGCUGCACGGCAGCAUUUAAUGGGUCGUUUAGCAGCUACUACGGUUGGUGGUCAGAAUGAGUUUCAAAGCGAGUUUUCACCGUCCAACUAUUUCGUACAAUCACCCCCCUUCACUCCCUCACCCCUAUAUAACAGCAAUAAUGCGAAUAUCCAACACCUCCACUACCAACAACAGCCACAAGAACACAAUCACUAUUCACAACAACAACAGCAACAAAGACAAGCACAAGCACAGCCUAGUCAAUAUCAAGCUAGUAAUUCUUUGCCGCAUUCAACACAAAAUCAACUCUUGCAAUUCCAACAAAGACUACAACAAUUACAACAACAAAGACAGAGACAUCAUCAAGUGCUAAUAGAACAGCAAAAACAAUUUGAAUUACAACAACAACAACAACGACAACAUCAACAGUACCAAAAACAAGCAUUUUCCCAACCAUUAUUGCAACAAUUUCAAAAUAAACAAGCUCACAGCAUGUCAAUGCCACACACACUUGCCGCAUCUGCCACUGCCACUGCCGCCAACGUCAAAAAUACCGCCAUUUCCUCUACCGCCGCCACCGCGAAUAGUGUGCCAAAACCGUUUUAUAAUGCACCACCUCCUUCGAUAUUCUACAAAUCAUCCCCAGGUGGCGAGCCGAACAACAACGUGAAGACAUCCACCGCUACCAUAACACUGAAAUCAGCCACAUUGCCGCGCCGUAAACCGAGCGCCAAAACGGAAAUCCAGUUAGAAAUAAAGCCACGUAUAGUUGAACAACCGAAUAUGCGUUUCACAACGGAAAUGCAGCAUCCUGUCGCUGAUUUGCGCAGCGCGCCACCGCGUGAAGGCCCGGCGCCCUACAGUCCCAUCAAGACGAUGUUGAAUACUCGCGCCACAAGCCUCGAACCCAAGGAGCACAUUAUACCCAUACAGCGACCACAAGCGCCCUAUGCGCGCACCACGUCAAAUACAACAACAAGGUCUGGCUCACUAUCACGACAAUCGACCAAUGAUUCUGAAUCUGAUACAACAACAACGGCAAAUAUGUCACAAUCCACCGUCACGGGCUCAUCUCAACCGAUUAAAAAGAGUCCACGCGAAUUCAUUAUACCGAUUGCGAUGGAGGGCGGUGGCUUCAUAACACCGCGCGAAGGCAGCAUUGAACCAUCAGAGUCUAGUCAUACCGCUUCGAGUCGUUCGACCUUCAAUAGACUGCGGCCAACCCGACGCAUUGGCAGUUCAUUGCUUAACGAAUCUGGCAUAGACGAUAGUUCGCCAUUCCCGAAGUUCCGCACCUCGUCCGGCACCAGGGAAGUCGAUGAGGUGCCACGAUUCACGCUGCACAGGUUAAGAAGCUCUAGACCGGUGAAGAAACUUAGUCAGGAGAACGAUUCACAAAGUUCCGGCGAAGAAGAUGACGAUGACGGCUUUGAAAUACUCACCGCUGAAAAUCUCUUCUCCACACUACUACAAAGAGUGCACGCUUUGACACAUCGUAUGAAUGUCGAUAAAGAUUUAACUGCAGGCUUUUCGAAUUCAAGCCGUCUGCUGAGCAAUAUGCGGCAUGGUCCUUUCUGGAAUCAAGAACCUUUUGGCAGAUCUCAAGUGAGUUAUACAUACAGUGAAACGGUCGAAAAGAAACAAGUCCGCCUCAACAGCGCCUCCGGCAAUAAUGUUGGAACACCAUGGCGUCAUAGCAUGUCACGUGAUUUGGGCAACGACAUGGACUCCAUAUUUUCACGCACUGGCGCUACACUGCCAAGAGGUACAAAGGGGCCAACCAAAAUUGGCCGUCCGACUACUAACGCCGAACCAAGUAGCACAGUUGAUGGUCAGGCAACGCCAGCCAUAGCCGCGGAUGAGCCACUUGAUUUGGCUGACUUAGAUCUUUCGCGUCUACGUUUGAGCAAGAAGGAUCUUGAAACGCUAUCCAGCAUCACACCUGGUCUACCGAAAUGCUUCCAAGAACAACUACUGGCCAAAUUGCCGCCAACACAGGCGCGCAAACUGUCACGCACGUUGAGUAUGCAAGGCGGUACACAAACCGCACCGGUAAGAGUUUAUAAGCGCAGUCAAAGUGGCGGACGUGGUGUGUUACACACCGGUGGUGGACAGGAUCUUAAAGAGAAUAUCGCCGAAGAGACCGCCAGCAGUAGCACAACGAGCAAACGUAGUACAGAUAGCAGCGAACGUCGACACUAUGAUCCCGUAUAUCGACGCAGUCUCAGUCGUACGCGUUACGAUUACGAAUCGAGUAUUCCGUCUUCGAGCGAUGUGGUGUCAAAAAGCCGCAGCAGCAGUGUUUGCCGUGAUGAUUACGGUAAAUCGAUGUGUUCCACUUAUACAACUGACAUCAAUGAUCGCUACAAAUACUACUCACCAUAUCUUAAUAAAACGCCGACUAAAGACUCAUAUACCGAAAGUGGUUCUGCGUCGCCGCAAAAACGUUAUAGCACUUUAGGUAUACCACGUGAGACAAUCGGUUCUGCGCAAGGGCGUCCACCAAGUGGUUGUUUGUCACCGCCUAUUAUAUCAGCAGACAGUGGUAACAGCUCAUUGCGUAGACGAUCUUCGCAGAAACGCAUCUCACGAUUUUUGCGACCAGACUUUUUCGAUGAACCACUCGAUGAGGAUCCGUUUCAACGUGAAAAGAAACAACGUGAACGUGAGACUCAAAGUGUGUUGCGUGAAAUACGAGAAAGAUCACGUGAACCGAGUAGAGAGCGCGGUAAUUACACCAGUUUUGAUGCGGAGGACGCACUGUCGCGUAAAAAUAGCUUACCCAAUGCGGAAAGCUCAGGUAUACCACUGAAAACGGAACCGAAACAUGUGCGUAAUAAAAGCAUGGAGAUAUAUUCAGAGUAUCAGCCGGGUAGCAGUUCAUCUCAGGAGACAAUUAGGCACAACCGACGUAGUUUGUCGCGUCCACAUGAGAUGACUGAGGAAUUACGUAAGAAUGAGCUGGCUGAUAAAAUUUUGGAAGAAUUACAAUUACUGUCAGCUACACGAACACAGCAAGAACAGCAGCAGCUAAGAUCGGCAUUGCCAAGAGAGAUUUCGGUAGAGCGCUCUUCUGAGACGACCACAAAGUCGGUAGUCGAGGGACUAAGUAACCGUGCGGAAAUUGAAGAGAAAGAGUCCUCAUCUACAAUUAAGAAAAUUAAAAAGAUAAAACCUAAAGAUAAGUCCAACACUACGGAAUCUAGUACAGAUGCGGAUGCGACCGUUACCACAUCUGUAGUGAAGAAAGUGAAAAAGAUCGUGAGAAAGACUGAAACCACAAAGACGACUUUAAAUGAAGCUGCCGCCGCUAAUUCGAGUACAACAGAAGAUAAUAUACUCACACCAGCAGAAAUAGAACAGUCAAGGAGAGAAUCUAAGCUUAAGCGACCUAAAUCGUAUCCAACCAAAGAGCCAAGUACUUUGACGCCCAAGUUACCUAAUAAACCAAGCACUAUACCAGAAAUGACUGCAGAUUCAACUUUAGAGGCGUCCAACGCUACUCGAGAAAGCCGACUGAUACGACCUAAGAGUUACCCAGCCUCAAAGCUCACACCUCCGAAGGAAUCGAGGAAAGUUACACGUAGUGGCGCAGCAAUCCCAGCAAUAGCCGAGGGUAGAGUGAGAAACUCAACGCCACCACUAGCAGUUGAAGAGAAGUUCGAACCACACACGCCAACAUCACGAGGCACUAUCGAGACUUCAUCUUCGAGUGAUAAUAAACCUACCACUGUUAAGAAAAUCGUGAAAGUUUCCAAAAAAUCUAAAUUAGCACAACCACUGCCAGUCACACCCACAACUCCGACGCCAGCAACAACGAUUACGCCGGCGGACAACUGUAAGGAAUCAAGUUUUGUGGUUAAAGAAAAAUCUCCCGAAAAGAAACCGAGUAAAGGCUUACUCUACGCUAUUGGCCAGAAGUUUGAAAAACUUCGCGAUUCUGCUAUGAGUAAAGAAAAAAAGAGCAUAACUUCCAGUCCCACUUCUUCGGCCAAUGGCGCGGUAGUAAAGAAAAAGUCACCAGAAAGUUCGUCACCAGAUAAAGUAAAGGAUAAAUCCACGUUACUUAAAAAGAAGAAAUCUUUGGAUGGUAAUUCACAGACUGCUGGUGAAAAUAAUACAACCGUUAAGCCACUGGGUAUCACUUGUGAAGGGAAGGAAAAACCAGCAAAAUCGGAUAAGCGCUCGAGAAUUGAUGCAGUAAUCCGUUCAUUACGUGAGCGUUCCGUACCACGAUCACGGCCCGCAACCGAAACAAACUACAUCAAGCGCGCCGUCAGCGUAGAAAACAUGCCCGGUACGUUUAAUAAGAAUGCAGUUAACCGGGUGUUAGGGCUGUUUAAGCGUAGUGAUAAGGAUGUGAAUGGCGCGGAGCGGCGCGUGCAAAGCACUCGUUCUACCAGUAAUAUUGAACGUCAGAUUCGUGAAACUUCGCCGUCGCCCAUCUACCAAAAUACGGGCGAAUGUCAUCGUUCCAAUAGCAUUUCAGCCGCUAUUGGCACGAACUUGAGCUCUGGACGGAAACCAGAGAUUACUGCCAAAUGUAGCUGUGAAAUCGCAUCGACGCUUACAGUUAAAGCAGAAGAAAAGCAGUGCGUCGAAUGUUUACAGGACGCCGUAGCACUACAGAAACCCAAGAGCAACCGGGAUGAAAAGGAUGUCGUAAUGUCGAACAAGGAAAUAACGCAGGGCAAUAAAGACAAACGGAAGGGACUCAUGCUAGAUCUUACGAAACUGGAUAAAAUUGAUAACAAUACUACAACGAAUCGCAACAACAUAAAAGCGACCUACAUGAACGGUAAUGGCAUUUACUCGAAUCUGCCACCUUACCCUGGAGCAGUGAACAGUUCGUCAAAUAACAGCUCCAGCCAGCAAUCCAUGGAUAACGUCACUAAUAAUAAUAACUCAUAUAUGACUAAUAAUAAUUCAUCAAUGCAGACCUCGCAAACAUCAGGUUAUCGCACCUCGUCGACACACGAGAUAAAUCGAAAUCAUUUACUUACACCAUCUACUGAGAACAUUGCUAAUUACUCUUCUGACUCGCGUAGUUAUCAGGAUGAUUGUGCCUCGACCUCGACGUUCUUAUCGCCAACUGAAGAGCCUGAGCUCUAUUUCGAUAACUGGUCUGUGUGUUCGGAAGAUAACUACAUGCUACACGCUUCACCUUCACCAACAGUUUCGCGUCUCUCACGUGCAUCGCAACUCUCAUCACCCACACGUGGCGAAAGCUCCGAUCCAAAUGAGAGCGUUAUUGAUCGCAUCAAACGUCGUAGUUUCUACUGCCGUUUUAACGAUAAGAAACCUAAGCGCACGAGUAGCAUUGUCGGACCGAGUGCAGUGCGCGACUACUAUCGUGAGCAACAGGCCGCGAUUAAAGCGCGUUCCAGCAACAAACUAAACCCCAACGAACGCGCCAAAUCGCCAGACAUUACACAAGAGUUCUUCAGACCAUUGAAGUUAAGUCCAGUCGGCACUGAAUUAAAACCACCCAUUUACAAAGCGCCGUUCGAUUAUGCAACCAACAUCACAAAACCGCGUAAAAGCCUCAACGAUAUACGGCCAACCACAUCACCUUCAUUGAUCAGCAAGCGUUAUGGCUCCACUGCCGACAGCGACUAUAUAACACUAAAUAGCGGCGUGCCAAUACGAUACAAGCCAUCUGCCAGUUCAAGUCCUUACGAGAGCAAAGUAUUUUCGGCGACCAGUGGCUUGAGUAUGGGUGUAGGUACCGGCAUUGGCGCCGGUACAGGUGUUGGUGGCACCUACUACAAUACCUACAGCCCAAAACGACGUUCCUCAUAUACAUUCAAUGGCACUCUGCCCAGUGGUGCUACACUUACCAAUUCCACUUUGGAUGGUUACGCGACGGUGGGUCGGCGACCUAUACGCGCCUACGAUCAUCGCACCAUGUCACUGCUCGAUCCUACAACAUCUUCUCCGUCGACAGCCGGUGUCAGUAGUUUUAGACGAGAAGCGCGCACGCCAGUACGGGACUACACUUCAAGUAUUUCGAGAUCAAGUUCCCGUUAUCGAACCUCGUCGGCCACACGCAGUCCUACAAACAUUUGAUGUACAACACCGCAGAAUGGUUUCUGUAUCUUCUGCUAUUACUCAAAACGGAAUCGUGGAAGCAGCACGCAUACCGCCUCGUCGUCGGCGUCCUCAAGGGCUAGUGGCGACAAGAAACUGCAGGAAUGCUCAACACGAAUUAGAAAUAAGUUUUAGAUCUACUACGACAAAUAGUGUUUACUAAGAAACUAAUUUAAUUACCACAUAUACAUACAAUAUGUAGGUAUGUAUGGCGUACACUUACUUAAGUCUGAUUCACACCGAGGAUAAAUAUACACAUGUAUGUAGACGCUUCGUCUUGACAGUUAUUAAGGGUUUCUGGUGAGGGAAUUCUUGUAAUUCAAUAGUUGCUUUUGGGAUGGAAAGAGUAUUGAAACGAUUGAUUAAUACACACAACAUGUUUCAGUACAAAUAAGUAUCAAAGAUAAUUCUCUAUUAUUAAACCCUAUUAAUUGCAAGCUGUCUCUUCCUUCGCCUUAUUUGCGAAAAGCAUACUGCUAAGCUUCUCUCUUCUGUACACCACUUUAACUCAUUUAGACAAGUCCAUCUAUAACUACGCAUCAGUAUAAUCGAUUGGUUAGUUAAUUGAGUAAUUAGAAGGCAAUUGAGUUCAAUUUACUAAAUAAAGUUAGUUAACAUUAUUCAAUAAAAGUUUUAUUGCUUGCUUCAAAAUAGACAUAUUUUAGGAUUGUUCAUAACUAGACAGAUCCACCGGAUUUCACAGAGAAGUCAAAACCCUUUGGUUUACAACGAUUUGCGUAGAGAUCGGCAAAAUGAAAAAAUUUCUUUUCCUGGUAUGUAAUAUACCCUAUUAGGUGAGAUUAUAGUAACGAAUUGUAUAGAAAAAGUUGACUGCCAUUAGAAGUUGCAUAUUGUAUUAUUGAAAUUGCCUAAUAAUUUGGAAAAAUAUCUAAACUUCGAAACAUAAGAAAUAUAUUGUAUACCCUAAAAAAAAUGAAAGCUCCCAGUUAGUAGUACAAAUUAUGGAAUCAGUGAGUUGCCAAAACAAUUUCCAUUCUUUUGUCUCACCGCAUUGAGCUUCCAGCAGAGAGUUAGGCAAACGUAUAGAUUUCGGUGUGAAUUAUUUACAUUUAGAAAUCUUUAGAAAAAUUAAGUAGUAACAAAAGCGAUUAAUAACUAUUUUUAUUAAAUUAAUAGACUAAUUAUGAUUACAAUAUGAACUAUGUAUAAACAGCUACAUACUAUAUUAAUAAUGACUGACUUAAAAGAACAAUAAUACAAUUUGAAUUCAAAUGACAAAAACUUUUUGGUUUUCAUUAUCUCAUAGAACCUUUAAAAAGUGCCUCUUUUUAGAAAAUAAUUUGGGUGUUUAAACAACUAUAAAUUAUUAAAUAAAACGUAUGUUGAAGAACUUGACUUAAAUGUUUUUAGAGCGUUGCAUGAAUUGGAAAGAGAGACAGAAAUAGCUUUUAUUUGUAUUUAAUUAUUUGAAACGUCGGAGAAGAGUGUGAACUUAUAAAAAUUUGGGAAAUAUACUUUUAAAAUGUGUAAACGCCUCAUAAAGCAACCAAUAAAAAAUGAAAAGAAAAUUAACAAAAACGUGAAAGCUUUCCAAGAGUAGACGUGCAUAGCAGAAGCGAUAUUUAGAAUAUACUCACUACAAAUGUACCUUUAGCAAACUGGUGAAAAAAAUUUGUUAAUAAAGAAAAGCUUUUAAAAACUCCUGAUUAGAAGUUGUUAAUUUCAGUAGUUCGUUUGCUGUUGUUGAAAAAAACGACUUGUUUGAAUAAAGAAAGUUCCAAAAAUUUUAAAAACUUUAAAAGUUGCAAACUUUAAAAACUGUGAAAGAUGUUAAGUAACCAUUUUAAUACAUUUUUUUGGUAAUUUUAAUUUCUUAUUACCACUUCGAAAAAUUAAAAGCUUUAAAAUCUACAAAUUUUGAAAAUUGUGAAAGCUUGUGAUUAUAAAAAUAAAUUUUUGUGAUAAUUUUUAUUUCCAACUACUAAUUAUUUGACACGACUGCGAAAAUAUCGUAAUAAACUGAAGCGAAAUUUGGAACAGAUAAGGCUUGUAUUAAGCGAUAUAUCUAGCAUCCGAAAAAAGGCGUGAAAGCUCUCAAAAACACACAUAUACCAUCGUUUCUAAAUUUAUACCAUUUUUAAAGUUUAAGAAAAUGUUUUGAAAAACCGCGGUAAUAAAAGUUUUUUACGGGCACAUCCAGAUAGCAGUCGGCGUAAAUGGAAUUUGUCGUGAAUUUUGAGAAGAACUGAUUUUUUAGACCGAGCACGCACCCAAAUCCCAAAUACAAAAAUAAUUAAAAAACUAUAAUGCCAAAAGUAUGAAUAAAUGUGUAUGCUUGUAAAAUCACACUCAAACUUUAUUAAGAAAUUAAAACUACAAAACAAAUAUUUAUUUCGGAAUUAGAAAAUUGUUAAAUCAUAGAAAUGUUAAUGUUAUUAUAUUUAAAAUCGUAAAUAAAUGAAAAAUGUUGGUAGGUGGACACACUGGUAAUGUAAUUGUGUAAGACUUGUACGUACAAUAUGUAUAUGUCGUGUGAAUAUCCCCUUUUAGUAACAGCGAAUACGCAUAGCGAAUUUACGAAACGAAUGCAACAAAUACGUAUGAAUUCAAAACAGGCUGAUAGACUUUAACAAUGGAAUUGUAAGGAAAAUUAUUAGAUUUGAACUGUAUGCGUACUUAAUGGCACGGUAUACAUGAAAAACGUAGCUACUUGUUUAGUGAAAAUGUAGUUAAGAGUAAAUAUAAAAAUUAAAUAUAAUAUAAAAACAAUAAAAAAUAAAAAAAACUAUAUAAAACAAUUUAAGAAAUAGUUAAUUGAAUAUAUAUUAAACAAUAGAAUAUGAAUGGAUUUGAAGAGUAAACUAGAAGUCAUACAUUACACAGUUGCCAAGUUCAUUGAAUAAAAAAAAAAACCAAAAAAAAUAAAAGUACAUAAAUAAAAUUAUAUUUACUUAGUAACAAAAGUCUACUAAAAUGCGCGCAGUUGUUUAUUUUAAUAACAAAAAAAAAACUUACUAUUACUCAUAGUGCAUAUUGUUUAGAGAAUUUUUUUAUAAAAAAAUAUUAUUUAUUUUUCAAAAAAUAAAUGAGAAUGAAACAAUAUUGAAUUUUAUUUUUUUUGUGGGCAACUAAAAAACUUGUUAGAACAAAUUUCAAACUGUUGAAACUAGCAAUAUAAGAAAUGUAAGCAAACAAUAGAAAUGAAACUUUAAUUAACAAUUAACAACUAAAAUUACAGAAUUAAAUACUUUUGUAAUUAGCAGCUAUAUUGAAAAACAUCCCUGCUUGCAACCACAAAAGAGAACUUAUUCAAACAUUUAAAAAAUCUGUAUGAUAAAAAAUGUACUAUUUAGACUUCCAUGUAUAUAUAUAUACACAUAGAACUAUUGCGUUAUUUCUCAUUUUUGGAAAUACAAGAAGCAUCUAUUAAAUAAAAAAAUACAUUUUUGUUACAUUCAUUUGAA
Messenger RNA from Bactrocera oleae (olive fruit fly), 13219 nucleotides. It is a transcript of the gene Nuak, whose product is annotated as Nuak family kinase 1. Gene Ontology annotation, biological process: protein phosphorylation; intracellular signal transduction. Gene Ontology annotation, cellular component: cytoplasm. The record is from RefSeq and is a predicted model, not a curated record. NCBI's taxonomy places the organism in Eukaryota, Metazoa, Arthropoda, Insecta, Diptera, Tephritidae. Gene Ontology annotation, molecular function: structural molecule activity; protein serine/threonine kinase activity; ATP binding.